AGACCACUUGCCCAACCCAUGAAUGGAUGCGAAGGACAUUAACAAAAUGGCACGGAUGGUCUUUCAAGGCAGGAUGGCAGCGUUCUCCCAGCAGACCAGUGCUGUCAGGGACUUGGGGACUUGGCACCCACUUCGCCACGAGGUCUUCGAAGUCUUUGAAUCAAAUUGGAAGACUCGUUUCGCAGGGUUCGUUGAACCAUCUCCAUCUUCGCAUUAAAAGGGGAAUGUCAGGUUCUCUGACAAUUCUGACACGACUAUUGCGAUUGUUUAAGACUUGUGGAAGAGCUCUUGAAAGGGCAGCCAAAAACACGAAUCUUUUUGUUUUCAUUCUGAUCUUGGAGCCUGGUUUGUGACUAUAUAUGGUAGUGUAUUAGACCGGUCAUGUCUUUCUCAUGUGGUAUAUUGCAUGUUUGUGUGACAUAUGCUUCUUCUGUAGCAUACAAUCCCUAGAGUACCCCACGAAGUGGAAGGUUCUUUUUUGGGCUUGACGUGGACGUGUUUGCAAGUGUUGUGUUAAACUGUCUCGCUUUCGCAGUCCGCGAGUUGGCUGCUUUCUGCCUGAUGCACACCAUGGUUUUUCCAACGAUGGACGGGGACCGGUGGCACCACCGUCGUCGCUUGGACCCCUUUCUCCAGCGCCGAAGAGGCUGGCGGAGGUCCGUGAUCGGUCCCUGCGCUGCGGAGCCGUGCUGGAUGCGGCAAGCCUGGGCGGUGGAAACGGUCCCAGCUGGUCCCAGCUUUGGAGGGCUGUCCGAAGAAGCGAAGUGAGCUGGGAUCUGUGGGACAGAAAGAUCAACAUCCUUGGGACAGAACUCUUGAAUUACUGGAGCAGAAGUAAGACAUGGACGUCCAAUGGAAGCAUCCAACCCCGAGCAUCAGUUUGUGCUGCAGGUUCAACGGCUACUCCGGGAUGGCCCUCUGCAAAAUGCGGAGGAGGGGGCCAUUUGCGCGGCUGCGCUGUCCAGGCAACGGCUGUGGGAGGAGGCGCUCCAGUUGCUGGUGAAGAAUGAGUUCUUGAAGGAGACUGCAGGGCUCAAUGCUGGCAUCAAUGCAUGCCGAGCGGGGUUUCAAUGGGAGCUUGCCUUGCAUUUAGCUGCAGAAGCUAGCGCGACGUGGGACGCUGUGACUUACUCCAUGCUUUUAGCAGCAUGCAGCCGAGGCAGCUCGUGGGAACUCGCGCUGGAGUUCUUGCGAAAUGCUGCCCACGUUGGGUUCGCCCGCUUGAGCCACGUGUCCAGCGCCGCCGCCAGCGCCUGUGGCAGGGCGUCGGCCUGGGCGGCGGCGCUGGCCCUGGCGGCGCGGGACCGCGACGAGGCAGUUCUGGCUGCAGCGAUUGAUGCCUGCCGGCGAGCUCAACAGUGGGAGGCCGCCCUGGCGCUCUUUGGCACGCUGAAAAGCAGCGGCCACAGGUCGGCAGCGGGCGCCGGGGCAGCCGUGUCGGCCCUUGCACACGGCAGCCGCUGGGAGGAGGCCCUUCACUUGUUCGAGUCAGAGUUCCAGCUCCAGGAGGCCAUGAACCCGGGCAUCCGUGGCUUUGCGGCCGCGCUGCAGGCCUGCGCUGCAGGUGGCCACUGGCAGAUCGCCUUAAGCUUCUUGGAAGAGAUCGAAAGGAGGCAGCUUCCGCCAGACAAGCGCUGCUUCGACAUUGCUUUGAGUGCCUAUCGCAAGAUGCCAACUCUGGUGGAGGGAGGGUGGACGUCGCCUCAGUGGAGGGAGGGGGCCGUAUUGACACUCUCUCGACGGCGUUGUGACUGCGCACCUGUCUAAAGAAAACGAAGAAACGAGGCUUUCUUCACGAACCAUUUUCUUAUCGACAUGACAUCAGUGCAUGAUUUUGGUCCCGGUUUUUGUGGUCUCAGUCCGAGCACGAACAUCCCACGUCAGGCAACGUUGCUCGGUCCACAGGUCAUGUCCAGUUG
This is a messenger RNA of Durusdinium trenchii, 1919 nucleotides long. NCBI's taxonomy places the organism in Eukaryota, Dinophyceae, Suessiales, Symbiodiniaceae. The record is from the annotation of a GenBank genome assembly.